AUGGGCGCAGCUGCGGUCGAAGUGUACAGCCUGUGCCUGCAAGCGGCGAGCAGCGAGGCCUUCACUCGGGAGGACUGGUGCGGCAAGCUGCAAGAGCGCCUGACACUCAUGGACACCUACGCGACGCUCCUCAAGCUCUCGCCAACACUCAGCGGCAGCGACAACACGAUCAACUCUUCGACUACAGCCACUGCGGGCAUCUGCGUCAUCCCUCGCUCGGUGAGCUCGGGCCAUCUGUCCAGCCUCCCUCCCAGCCCGCAGCCUGGUCCCGCUGCCCGAUCUUCGGACAUGGCCUCCCCGCCGUGCAUCGGCGAAGUUCAUCCCAACAUGAACAGCAACCCGUCAGUGGUUCCGGCCGUGCUGCCGCCUCACAGGAAGCAGUUCAAACGAAAGAGGCGUAGGCGUGUGGAGCGGGAGGAGGGCGGGGCCUACUUGCCGCAGGAGGCCGGCGACGUGAUGAGCUCGCCACUCCGGCUUAUGGCCGAGCAGCCCGAACCGGUGCAGCAGCAUCAGCCACAACGGCGACACGUCCCGCUCGCGCCAGCACGGCUCGCCCCUCAGCUCGGCUUCAACCACGACCUUUGCCACAACAAGCGCUCCAGCAUCUACGGACUCCUCAACUGA
Molecule: messenger RNA, 624 nt
Organism: Acanthamoeba castellanii str. Neff
Lineage: Eukaryota; Discosea; Longamoebia; Acanthamoebidae
Exons: 4
Coding region: 1-624 (207 amino acids)
Source: RefSeq, a predicted model, not a curated record